ACUAACUUAUUAUUCUGCUAGAGAGAGAGAGAGAGAGAGAGAGAGAUGGGGAAGAUGAAUUCCCAACCAGAACCUACAGUUCAACAUUUCAGUCAUCCCCACCCCUUACACCUCUCCAAUCAUCAACCCCAACAAACCCUGAACCUAGCUUUAUGUUCAUGCUGCAAGCUCUCAGUUUCUGGAUUGAUCUACACUUGCCAAUUAUGCAACUACUACCUCCAUGUCAAGUGCUCACAAAUGCCUCAGCAAAUCAAACACCCAUUUGACCAAAACCAUGUUUUCUCUCUCCUCCCAACUCCCAUUUACCCAGAAGGCAUCUUCAGCUGUGAUGCUUGUGGAAAACAAGGCAAUGGAUUUUCCUACCAUUGCAAAGCUUGUAGCAUUGAUCUCCAUGUUCCUUGUGCUUUAAUGCCAUUGUCAACCACUCAUCAAUCUCAUCAUCAUCAGCUCAACCUCACUUUCUCACCUCCUUAUCAUAACCAAAGCUUUUCUUGUGAUAUUUGCAAGAACAUUGGGUCAAACCACUGGCUCUACAGGUGUAACUUGUGUGAGUUUGAUGCUCAUUUGAUUUGUGCAACAACAAGACCAACUGUUCCAGCUCAAGCUCAACCAUUUCAGAUGCUACAGUAUCAACAUGGAUCAACCGUUCCUGUUCGGGUUCAAGUUCAAGCUCCUCCAAUGCAACCAAUUCAGAUGCAACAGUUUCAAACAACAGCAUCAAGAGUUGGACCUCAGUUUCAGGUUUUUAGGCCCCAGUACGCGGUGACACCGCCUUUGCAGAACUACCCACAAAACAAUUUUGUGAAUGUUGGGAACCCUUAUGGAUCUGUUGCACCAGUUGUGAAUAGGCAGAACAAUGAUCUGAUCAGCCAGGCUAUUCAGAGUUUUAUUGGUGGUGUUUCUGAGUCAGCAGGGCAGCAGUUGAUGCAGGGAUUGUUGGGUGGAAGUGGCGGUGGCAGUGGUGGUGGUAGCAACGGUGGAAAUGAAACUUUCCAAUUCUUGGAAGGAAUAAUAGGUAGUGGUGGAAACGGGAACGUAUUGCAGGCAUUAAUAGGUGGUGGCGGUGGAGGCGACAGUGGCAAUAACGGUGGUAUUCUGGAUGUUUUUGGUGGUAAUGGUGUUGCUUUUGAUGGAAGUGGAGUAAAUUUUGGAGCACUCGGGGGUUUUCAAAAUAACCUUUGAAAUUAUGCAUUGAACAACAAGCUCAUGUUUCAACCAAACUGAAAUUAAUUCGGUUGGUUAGAAUGCUUGCAUCUGAAUGGCACGUCAAGGAUAUUAUUCGACUUUACUCCGACUUACAAUGUAAAAAAUUAAAAUAAAAAUAAAAAAA
Messenger RNA from Camellia sinensis, 1330 nucleotides. RefSeq lists its product as uncharacterized. Lineage: Eukaryota; Viridiplantae; Streptophyta; Magnoliopsida; Ericales; Theaceae. The record is from RefSeq and is a predicted model, not a curated record.